Mesorhabditis belari is the source of this 7410-nucleotide messenger RNA. Lineage: Eukaryota; Metazoa; Nematoda; Chromadorea; Rhabditida; Rhabditidae. The record is from the annotation of a GenBank genome assembly.
AUGAAUCAAGAUUGGACGAAUGGGCCCAGCUGCUCCCAAUAUGCGCCCACAUUCUCUCAAUACUCGAAGCAACGCAUCGAUUUGCCGAUUUGUCUUGACUCCUCCGAGUUUACCACUGAUGAAUUGGAGUAUCAAGAAUUACAGGAAAAACUCGGAAUUUUGAAGAAAAAUCUCGAUGCUUUAAAUGACGAGAAAGGAAAGGCGAAAGGGGUUCGACAAUUGCAGGAAAUCAAGAACGUCUGUGUUUUGCUAUUGAGACGAGUGGCCGGAUCGGUGUUCGCCCAUCCCGCAAAUCCGAUCUACAGUCUUGAAGAAAUCGUUUCUGAUCUCAUUGUGGCUUGUGAACAGGAACUAUCUAAGAACGAGAGUAAAUAUCAGAAAAAUCACGCGUCACAAAUGGAUUUCACUAGCACCGAAAUGUGCCUCGAGUUCGUGAGAACGCUUGUUGCAAAAAAAUUGGCUAAUGAGCAAAUCGAAAUCACGCGACUCUGCAUUUCGUUGCAAAAAUCGAUUUUCAACACCGUAGAUGGGCGCUUUGAAAAUGCUACCUGUGAGUUGUUGGUGAAAUAUUCCGAAAAAGUGCCGAUCGUCGAGUGGAAAACUUCACAUUUCAAUUUAUUGCUGCAAAAAUCUCAAUGUGAACUCCUUGCAAGACUCUCGACACCGAUUACAUGGAAAAGAGCUGAAACGUGGGCUAAAGUGAUCACUUUGCUUGUGAAAAAUGCUAAAUGGCACAAUACCGAAGCCAGACCAGGUGCAACAACGUUUGCUUUUGUGCUUAAAAUCGUCGAGGUUUUGGAAAAACACGGAACAGAUUUCUGGAAGAAACGCACGACUUACACAUCGGCAAUCUUUGAUCUCUUUUCGAUUUUCAUCGAUGAAUGGGGCAUUCUUUAUUGGGAUAUUAUUACACCAAGAUUUCUUGAUAUUUGUCAAGCUUCAAUUGAUCAAUUGAACGGGAUUUGGUCAUCCGUUUUGGCGAUCCAAGACAAGUUUGCUGUGGAAACGGCUGGGAGAGCCUUUUGGUCUUUUCUGGAAAGAGCGCUGGCUCUUGGAGCUUCUGGUGGAGAAAUGGUGAUACCAGUCUGCGCUGAGAAGAUCACAACGCUUGCCAAUGAUAUAUUCUUGUCAAUCACCUCAGAAUUGACGAAGGCUUGCAACAGUAAUUCACGAACUCCAUUCGAACUACCCGAUUCUCGGAUUGCGCUCAUCAGCCGGCUCCUUUGUUUGUGUGAGAGUGGAAACGUAAAGGACUUCAACAAGUCAGCAAAAAGAUCGCGUUACUUAUCACCUCUUGAGACUUUCUGUGACUGUGAUUGGGAGGGGCCAAAUCAAGCUUCACUCACCUCCGUGACACUCCGAUCUCUACACGCCUUUUUCGAGCUCUAUUCAACUAAAAUCGCAAGUAAAAUCGAAGAAAUCACGGAAAGAUUUUGGAAUUCAAGAGCCAAAUUCUCGGGAUUUACCGACAUGUAUUGCAACAUUUUGGCAAUAAUUCUUGAAAGAGAGAAUCUUUGCAAUAAUCAACUAUGUCACUCAAUUCUGGAAUGGGUUUUUGGCGAAGGGAUGGGACCGGGAGCCGCUCAUCUAUGCGCGAAUAUUUUGGUCAGAUUUCCGGUGGACUCACUUUCCCUCAACCAAAUCCUCGAGUUCUUGUCGAGAAAUCAGAUUUCAUCAAAAUAUGAGCACAAUUUACUCGGAUUUGCUUUAGAAAGGUGUAAAAUCGACGAGUUCUCUUCGAUUCCUUCUCAAAUGCACGGGCAAAACUUUCCCAAGAGUAGACACACUCCAUUCUUCGAGCCAUGGAAGUUCCGUCAAGAGCUUAUCGAGUAUUUGUUGAUGACCUCAACUGUUGAUAUUGCUGAUAUUGUGACGCAAUUGAUGACCUAUUACUGUAAUCAGGGGACAAUUUACGAAAAGCCGGGAAGUGAUUCCCACAAAACUUUCGAAGACAACUUGUGUUCAUUUAUGCUGAUUGGAUCUGGAUCACUCCAAUGUAAAGCCAAAGAAGAGAAACAACCAAAUAUUUACAUACCGGAUCUGGUGAAAACUUGUGCACAGCUUUUUACGAUAAUUUGGGAUAAAGAAAGCUCAUUCGUAAGAAAGUUGUUCUUGUGGAGACAACUGGGGUUGCUUUAUGGAAUUUUGACAAAGAAUCAAGCUCAGGAAGCAAUUGGAGUCUUUGAGAGUUUGGUUGAAAAAACAAAGAAAUGGCUGUUUAACAAUUACACUCAAAUCACCGAUCACAGCUGGGAUUUGUUGGAUUUGGGAGAAUUCAGCACUUGCUUGGGCAAAGAAAUCAAAAAUUUGAUUAUGGAACAAGCGCAUAUUAACGAGAGAGCUUUUGUUGCAUUGAUCAGAGAUCCGAAGGUUCAAGCGGUCGAGUUGGGCAGUGAUUUUGAAGAGAAAGUCUUGGAGAUAUGCUUUACCAAGAAACACCGGGAUCAAGCGUUUCAAGAAGGUUUAAGUCAAUUGCUUCUCAACAAAAUUGCCAAAUCACCAUGUGAGGAUUGGAUUCAACUUCUCGAAAAGUAUGCUGCACACAUUGUGGAUGAAGAUAAGCAAAGCUUGCUGGAAAACUUGAUGCAAUGGAACCCUGAAGAUAACGAAAUGCCGGAGAAUGCAGAAGCGAUUCGGAAUCAAUUUCUCAUUGCACAAAUUGUUUACGAGCCGUCUUCAUCUUACCAAAGGCGAGCCUCCAUUCUCCCACUGAUCGACCCAAUGACUGUAACCAGUCGUUUCACUGAACUCUCCCCAACAGCAUCGGCGGAAAUUUUCGAACAGCUCCUCAACUAUAAAGCGUUUCUCCCAAAAGUUGUCGGUGAUUUUCUCAAUAAGCGAUUCGUUUGGUCAAAACAUCUUCACCUUCUUUGUCUAAUUUUGAGAAACGACGAGUUACUCGAGAUUUGCAUGAAACGAGUACCGGAUUUUCUUCGAGUUGUUCAAUUUUAUUCAGUCUCUUUACUUCUACUCGUUGAACCGUGGCCUUCACAUCCAGAGAUUCGACCUUUCCGUUUAUUGAUGACUGACGAAUUUGUAACUUGCAUGAAACGUAUGUCAAAGGAUCUACAAAAGUUGCCCACAGCUCUCACUACAAAUUGCUUUCCAUCAGCGUUUCGUUGUGAAGAGAGAUUCUUCCCAAUGAUCUCCUCUUCCUUUUCUUCUCUUCUUCGAAAUGGUGGCGCUCUCGAGUUGCUUCCUUUAAUUCGUCUUGAAGCAGCUCGAUCGGUUGAAUGUUUUCAAGAGGCUCGCUUUCUCAAUCUUUUGAAUUCGAUCACAGAAAGUGUCUUGAAGCUCUUGGGCUCAUCUCAAAACAUUCUUUUCCCAUUCUUAGAGACGGCGAUCACCUCAUUGUCUUUUGUGUGGAAUCACAUUAUUUUAGAAUCAUUGCCUAUUCUGGAAAUGCAAGAGUUUGCUAGGCAAAGAAAGCAAUUGCUUGCAUUGAUGCCAUCUGAUAUUUCAAUGUGUUCAGUGAUCGUUUCGAAGGAGAUGUUGUUGAAUUUCAAAGGCUCAAGUACCGACUCACAAACGGAUUUCUUUGUCGAAGCGGCUCAAAGUUUUAUCAACGGAAAAUGGCCAGUCGAUGAGCACAUUUUUUUCUGUCUCACUUUUUGGAGUGCCUUGGAGAAAGCUUUAAAUGAGAAAGAGUUGCAAAUGGAGAAUCUGAGCGAAUGCUUAGAUAAUAUAAUGUUUGUAUGGGAUGCGGUUGAGUGGCUCAGAGCUCACAUCGCUCCAUCGAUCUCGAUUUUGAUGAAUUUGAAUCCUUCAGUCACUCCUUACACUUUCGAGUUUUCAACGAAGAAAGGCGAUGAAUAUUUUCUCAAGCAUCUCUAUCGUUUUUGUCGACUCAUACUAGCAAACUACCGAGAAACAAAUUUCGAGAAGAUUCGCUUUGCUCUUCGUCUCAUGUGCUGCUCAGAGUUUAAAGAGUUGAAGAUUCUCACACCGGAAUUGGUGGACAAAGGGAUAUCCUCACUCUGUCUGGAAUCGAUUCCAAUGUCCCAAGCGCUUAGCCAGCCAGCCUCGUCCAGCUUUGCCAUUCCAACGAACAUCAUCGAAGCAUGCCUGAUCUUACUUCGCGGCCUCGACAUGGAGAAUGCUGUGAUUAGAACGUUGAUCAAAAACAUCACAAAUAUGCCUUCUUUGUCCAUGAUUCUUCUACCAAUUCUUUGUGCUCUCGAUCAUUCAGAUGAGAUCAUGAGCCUUGCAAUUCCGACCAUUCUCCAAUGUGAACAGUGGACUGGAAAAGACGCCUCUUCAAGAACAUCGCGUUGUCUUAGCGAAUGUUUGGACGCAAUUUCAAUCGAACAGCUUUCAUCAAGAAAAGAAACGAUUACCAACACAGAAAGAUUGUACGCCCUAGCUGAGAUUCUCAUUGCUGAUGGUUAUACGAAACAUGCUAAAUUGCUAUUUCAUCUCUAUUGUGAGAGAGCUUUAUCCUCAAAACGAUUUGAUCUUGGUUUCACUCUUGGAUAUUCUCUGUGUGUUUUACCGGCAGAGGCUUGUGAAUUUGCGGCUCGUUUGAAUACAAAAACAAAAGACGCUUCAACACUUAAAAUCCUGCCAUCGGAUAUACAAAUGCGACCACCGAUUCAGAGAGUUCUACUAACCGAUGCUCAUGAUUGGGUUCGCUUGUUGGCUGAUGAGAACAUUGAGACUCAAUUCACGGCUGCUUCAGCCAUGGGGCUGAAUUUGUCAAUGAAAGUCAACGAUGAGCUCGAGAAAAUGAUGUACCGUGAUGCGUGGCAAAUGCGAAACUGGAAAAGUGUGCCGUUUCCGAAAAGGGCUGACUCGCACGAUAUGAAACUCUACUCUCUACUCUACAUGGAGAAUUCGACAAGCAAAUGGAAUACUUUGGAAGGGAAUGGAGCUUUUAUGAAAGAAGAAAUACAUACAAAACUCGCCAAUUCAACAAUCGUUUCAAGCGAUCUAUGCAAACAAGAGCAAGAGCUCAAAUUCUUUGAGCAACAAUUUUUGGAUGAUGAGGUUACGGACAAAAACAGCAACAAAGGACUUGCAAGCGCUAGAGCUUUCAUCAAUUGGAGAUCAGCCAUCAAUAGUCGAAAAACAAAGACGAUGAAGCAAUGGGCUCAAUCGAUAUUCAGCUAUGUUGAUGAACUGAUCGAUUCUCGAAAGUUCAAGCCAGCAAUCGUUCAUUUACAAGAUCUAAAAGAGAUUUGCUCAACGAUGGAAUCCGAUCCGAAAAUGACUCGAUUGGCAAAGGAGUGCUCCUUGAAAGAAUGCAUCAUCAAAGUCAAGACAAAGAGCUACUUGGAAGCAAAGAACUUAUUGAAUCAACUUGUAACGAGCCAACAAGAUCUAGAGGUUUCUUCACAAGCCUUUUGCCAGUUAGCUGAUCUUGCCCAAGUGAAUGGAGAGGGGCUCGAUUCGGCACUAGAGUGCGCGAAAAAGGCUGAAGAGCUUUGCGCUGUGAGUCAAAAGAUGGCAACAGAGAAGAAAGCAAUCGUUUAUCGAAAACUAUUCGAGACUUGUUGCAGUCAAUUGGAAAACGUGGAAUCUUAUCGUGAAUCGAAAGGCUUUCGAAUGAAGCAUGACGCAGUGGUACAUUGGGAUACUGUACUGAAAGAGCAAGUGGACAAGAGAAGACGACAAGAGUCGGGCCUAAUGGACCAGGGAACUCUCGUCCGAAUCCGCCGUGAACGACGAUGUGAAAUCGAAGCUAUUUCUCAAACACGAAUCAAAAUGUGGAGAUUUGCGGAGUCAGCGAUCACUUCUGGAUUGCAAGCAAUUUCCCUUGCGCCAAAGGAACAAGCACCGCAGAUUCUCUUCUCAGUGAUCGAUUUGCUCUUUCGGUAUGGCGAGGAAAACACAGAAAGAGACAAUCUAUUGGAUGAUGAGGAAGAGAUUCGACGAGGAGAAGAGAUGCCUUCACAUGCAUCGAUCGUCAAUCUCUUUAUGAACUCAUUCUCGCACUUUGACACCUCGAAAUGGGUUCUGGCAGUCAGUCACAUUUGUAGCCAUGCUUUCAGAAAGACUCCACUGGGUGAAGCGAUCAAAAAGGUAAUGAUCGAGUUGGUGAUCGCUCAUCCGUAUCACACAGUCAAUACUUUACUCUUUUAUGAAGACGGAGCUGAAAAGAGUCCAAUAGUCAUGGAAAUUUUGAAAGCGGCGAUGAAUGGAAGACGAAAAUUGGCCGAUAAGAUCAAAGCGCUACGAACGGCGCAUCGGAUUUAUAAAAACUUUUGCCAAAUCGAAAUCGACAAAGAUCCACAAUUUCAACUUGUGCAAAAACCUGGCAAAACUCUCUUCAUUGCGAAUCAACAGAAGUGUGAGCUUUUUCAGAAUCGAUCACUUUUAUCCCAGCUGCCACUACCGAUUAUCGAUCCUGAAGCGCUUCAUUUUGAUGAACAAAGCGAACAAGCGCUUGUCUGUUGGGGAUCAAUCAAUCCUUGUUGUCAAAAAGCUGAUGGACAAAGUCGGCCGAUUCUAUUGGAUGUGGUGGGUAGUGAUGGAAAAAACUAUCGACUUGUCUUCAAGAAAGAAGAUGUCCGUCAGGAUAGUCUUGUCGAACAGUUAUUCUCCGUUGUGAAUACAAUUCUGGCUACGGAUAAGGAUCCACAACCACUCAGAACUUAUAAAGUGAUGCCUUUGAGUGAAAAAACGGGGAUUAUCGAGUUCUGCAUGGGAACGACUUCAAUGAAAUCCUUGCUUUGUGGUGAAGAUCGUGAAUCAGGACUACAUCAAAAAAUCCAUCCACAAGAUCUGUCGUGCAAGUCAGCGAUUAGCAUGAUGGCCAAAUCAGUUAAACCAAACACAUCCACCAAUGACGCUUUGCAGAUGUUCGACGACAUCUGCAAGAGAAUGAGACCCGUUUUUAGACAUCAUUUUUACGAGAGUUUCCCGACCACUUCCGAAUGGAUUGCUCAAUUGGAUGCAUACACAACGAGUCUAGCACAUUGGUGUAUAGUAUGCUACGUGAUUGGCCUCGGUGAUCGUCACAUGUCAAAUAUUUUAUUCGAGCCACAGACUUCACGAUUUGUUCACAUUGAUCUAGGAAUGAUCCUCGAGUAUUCAAAGAGAACACUGCCAGUUCCCGAACAUGUUCCAUUCCGUCUCACUCGUGACUUAACGGAUCCUCUUCUUCCCGAUGGAAUGGGUCAUCUUGUUGACCGAAUGACAAAAACCAUGGAAACACUUCGAUCAAAUCACCGGGUAAUUCUGGGUUUAGCGUCCGUUUUUCUGCGAGAGUUCAUGAGCAAUUUUAAAGAAGCGCAUAAUACUCAAUCCUACACAUCGAUGACGGCAAUUGCACGGCUGCGUGACAAACUGAAUGGCACCGAUGCGUCGCUGAUAGAACAAAGUCCCGAGCAACAAGUUCGUCGUCUCAUCCAAGAAGCCACAAACAAAGAAAAUCUAGCCCGAAUAUAUUGUGGAUGGAUGCCAUUUUUG